Messenger RNA from Monoraphidium neglectum, 429 nucleotides. RefSeq lists its product as hypothetical. The record is from RefSeq and is a predicted model, not a curated record. Bases 1 to 429 code for a protein of 142 amino acids. Gene Ontology annotation, molecular function: triacylglycerol lipase activity. NCBI's taxonomy places the organism in Eukaryota, Viridiplantae, Chlorophyta, Chlorophyceae, Sphaeropleales, Selenastraceae. The transcript is spliced from 3 exons. Gene Ontology annotation, biological process: lipid metabolic process.
AUGCGAGCAGCGACCAGCUACCAGGAGUGGCGCGAGCUGGCGGAGCAGCUCGACCAGGUGGAUGCCAACCGCCUGGGCGGCCGCUGCGGCAUCGAGGAGGGGCGCCUCUACGACAGGAAGCUGCUGCUGCAGAAGCUGCAGCACCUGCAGCAGGUGCGCGAGGGCGGCAACAUACGGGAGAUGAUGUUCAACCUGCGCAGCGACCUCAUCAGGAACGUUGCCAACGUCGCCAAGAGCCAGCUGCACGAGCACUCCCACUCGGUGCCCUCCACGAUCCGCAGCUACAUCACGGAGGUCCAGACGCAGGUGAACAGGGCGGCCCCGCAGGCCCACUCGUGUGCCCUGCAGUGGCGGGGCCCUGCUAGCGAACCAUCGCCAUGGUCCCAUGGCGGUGGCGGCGGCGGCAGCCGGGGGUCGCGCCCCUGGUGA